Rhopalosiphum maidis (corn leaf aphid) is the source of this 1122-nucleotide messenger RNA. RefSeq names its product vascular endothelial growth factor C-like. The record is from RefSeq and is a predicted model, not a curated record. Gene Ontology annotation, cellular component: membrane. The coding region runs from base 157 to 1122 and encodes 321 amino acids. The transcript has 7 exons. NCBI's taxonomy places the organism in Eukaryota, Metazoa, Arthropoda, Insecta, Hemiptera, Aphididae. Gene Ontology annotation, molecular function: growth factor activity; growth factor receptor binding. Gene Ontology annotation, biological process: positive regulation of protein autophosphorylation; positive regulation of cell population proliferation.
GUGGUGGUCAUCCGUUCGCGGCCAUCCAUCGCCGUCGUCAUUCGCACGCCGUCACGGCAACAGAACGCUAUCGACACCGGCCGCGCCCGCACACGAUCCGCUCGCGCGACGUAACCAAAUAACAUUAUAAAACUCGCGGUACUGUUGUUCGCAGUCAUGUUCGCCUGCACCGCGCCGCUGUCCGCCGCCGUCGUCUGUUGCGCACUGCUGAUCGUCGCUGUCGCCGCGAGGCGCGGACAGAACGUGGCCCGUUCGACGACGACCGCGGAUUGGCGCGAAGACGUCGUCGUCCACACGACAGACGGAGGGCGCGACACCAUCACUUCGCGCGGCGGUUCUUCGUGCUGCGACGGGCGAUACGCCGCCAGCACCUCGUCACCGUCGCACAACGCCGUCGCAAGUCCCCGUGAAAUCCCUUUGAAUGUCAUAGUUGAACUGAAUCAGGUGACAAAUGUGUCAGAACUGUUCUCUAAAUUCAUGCCGGAUACAAAUAUAGAUGAAGCCCAAACACUUUUCGCUACGACAGGUUUUCAAAGUCGAAGUGCGCUAAAUAUAGAAAGAAAAUCAACGUUGGUUCCUAAGCCAGCCGGUUGUUCUCUUGAACUUCAAACGGUCAGCCUUAAAGAUACUGACGAUCAAAGUUUAUAUUAUUAUCCAACGUGCACUCGGGUGAAUCGCUGUGGUGGUUGUUGUGCCCACGACUUAAUGGCAUGCCAACCAAUCAAAGUCGAUACACUUAACUUUGAAGUUGUGGUCUCACAAUAUAACGAAGCUGGAAAAUUUGACUUCGUAGGUCGAAAAAUAGUGUCGAUUGAUCAACACUUGAAAUGUAAGUGUGGAUGCGUUGUUAAACAAGAGAAUUGUACCCCCUUGCAAACGUAUUACCCCGACGAGUGUCGUUGUAUGUGUAGCAACGAAGAGGAUCGCGAUAAGUGUAUCGAAGAAAACGAUUUGAAACUAUGGAAUCCAGCGACUUGCACGUGUCAAUGUCGUGAAAUCAAAGAAUGUACUUCAGGAUUUGGAUUUAAUUAUAAUACAUGCGGAUGUGAAGCUUUAAGACAAAGAAUAAAAAACACUGCUUAUGAAUUCAACAAAAAUACAUAUUCAUUGGGAGGAACGUGA